This is a messenger RNA of Ailuropoda melanoleuca (giant panda), 960 nucleotides long. RefSeq names its product olfactory receptor 3A2. The coding region runs from base 13 to 960 and encodes 315 amino acids. Gene Ontology annotation, cellular component: membrane. NCBI's taxonomy places the organism in Eukaryota, Metazoa, Chordata, Mammalia, Carnivora, Ursidae. Gene Ontology annotation, biological process: G protein-coupled receptor signaling pathway. The transcript has a single exon. Gene Ontology annotation, molecular function: G protein-coupled receptor activity; olfactory receptor activity. The record is from RefSeq and is a predicted model, not a curated record.
UUACAGAAACUCAUGGAUCCAGAAGUUGGAGCCAACAGGACGUCUGUUACUGAGUUCAUUCUCCUGGGCCUGGUAGAAACAGAGCAGCUGCAGGCUGUGGUCUUUGUAGUCUUCUUCUUUGCCUACCUGGUCACAGUCGGAGGCAACCUCAGCAUCCUGGCUGCCAUCUUGGUGGAGCCCAAACUCCACACCCCCAUGUACUUCUUCCUGGGGAACCUAUCAGUGCUGGAUGUUGGGUGCAUCACCGUCACUGUUCCCUCCAUGUUGGCUCGUCUCCUGUCCCACAAGCGUACAAUUCCCUGUAGAGCCUGCCUCACCCAGCUUUUCUUCUUUCACCUUCUGGCUGGGAUGGACUGCUUCCUGCUGACAGUCAUGGCCUAUGACCGAUUCCUGGCCAUCUGCCAGCCCCUCACCUACAGAGCCCGAAUGAACCAGGCAGUCCAGAGGAUAUUGGUGGCUGUGUCCUGGGCUUUAGGUUUCACCAAUGCACUAAAUCACACUAUUGCCCUAAAUACCCUCAACUUCUGUGGUCCCAAUGUGAUCAAUCACUUCUACUGUGACCUCCCACAGCUCUUCCAGCUGUCCUGCUCCAGCACCCAACACAACAAGCUGCUGCUCUUUGUAGCAGCAGCCUUCAUGGCUGUAGCCCCCUUGGUCCUCAUCACUGUGUCCUAUGCACAUGUGGCAGCUGCAGUCCUACGAAUCCAUUCAGUGGAAGGCAGGAAGAAGGCCUUCUCCACAUGUGGCUCCCACCUCACUGUGGUUUGCCUCUUCUAUGGUACUGGUAUCUUCAACUACAUGCGUCUUGGUACUGAUGAGUCUUCAGACAAGGAUAAAGGGGUUGGGGUCUUUAACACUGUUAUCAAUCCCAUGCUGAACCCACUUAUCUACAGCCUUAGAAACCCUGAUGUCCAGGGUGCCCUGUGGCGGGUUCUUGUGGGGAGGCAGUCACUGACCUAA